AUGGGAUUCUCCUCGUUGAUGCUCCACGUGCAAGAAGAAGAAAUUAACAUAAGAAGAAUGAUUUUGAAUGGAAGAAGAACAAGUUUACUGAUGCUGCUGCUGAUUUUGAUUAUUGUAAAGCUUUCAAAUGCAUAUUCAGGUGGUAGAACUGCUGUUGAAAGAUGCAAUGCUGCCUCAAAUAAAGGGGCAGUUUUCGCAAAAACUUCGACUGCUGCUAGAGAGAGCAUGGUGAGAGGAAGAAAAAUGGUAUAUGGUCGGAUGAAGAUGAUGAAGAAGGCAACAAAAUAUGGCGCAAGUGAAGCAAAUAUGAAAAUUUCAGGUGCAGAAAAGGUGGCUACCGAAGAUCAAGAAGGGGCUGGAUUUGUUGCCUUCAAUGCAGAUUACAAAGGACCUAGGCAUCACCCACCUAAGAAUAACUAA
Fraxinus pennsylvanica is the source of this 420-nucleotide messenger RNA. Lineage: Eukaryota; Viridiplantae; Streptophyta; Magnoliopsida; Lamiales; Oleaceae. The record is from the annotation of a GenBank genome assembly.